AUGCUGGAAAGUUCACUGGAAACUGAAAUUUCCAAGAUUCCAUUAGCUAUGACAAAGGAACAGUUGGAUAAUAUUGAACAUAAGAUUUUAUUUCGUCAAGUGAAAUCGGUCAAAGCUGGAGAUAUUGAACGAUUUAGAAUCCAUUUCACUCCACAUGCAGAAGGAGAUGAAGUUAUUAUUCCACCUACUUUAUGGGUGAAAAUUCGAAAUACCGAGCCAGUAUCGAAAAGAGCAAUAUAUUUAGCUGGACCCUACAUAUUAUAUGUUGAUUGUCGACUGCUGGAUUAUGACCCAAACGUUAAGUAUUUUGUGACUGCUGACCAACCAGUUUUCGAACCCCAAUUACUUGCAGGGCAAUCUUUCUAUAUUCAAUUAUCGUGUCAUACUUUGAAGAAAGAUUAUUCAUGGAUAGUAGACGUUGUGCCACAAAUAAUAUUCAACACUACCAUAUCGAUUGAUUUUGAAAUUAUGAUUGGGACAUCCAAACAAAUCUUACAUGAAGCAUCUUUCCCAGAGAAAUCAGUACCAAUGUCAGAUAAAAUUGGGUGUUUUAAUGAAUUAUUGCAUGUAUAUAACUGGGAUACUUUGGAUCUUUGGAACUUGCCCGUGUUAAACCCCGAUAAGCCCAAACAUUUAGUAAUAUUAACACAUGGACUACAUUCGAAUGCAAGUUCAGAUAUGUUGUACUUGAAGGAACAGAUUGAUCGAAUAGCAGAGUUGAGAAAUGAUAAUGAAGAGAUUGUCGUGAAAGGCUAUUUUGGAAAUAUUGGCAAGACAGAACGAGGCAUCAAGUAUUUGGGUAGCAGAGUGGCAGAAUUUAUUAUUGAUUUAGUAACUGAAAAUGAACUGUUCAAUAAUGGUAAAGUAAAGAAAAUAUCCUUUGUUGGGCAUUCAUUGGGUGGAUGUGUACAAACAUUUGCUAUUGCUUAUUUGCAAGUAAAUUUCCCUUGGUUUUUUGAAGCAAUUAAGCCCAUCAAUUUUAUUACAUUGGCGUCACCAUUAUUAGGUGUUGUCAAUGAAAACCCUCUGGUGGUGAAAUGGGUGUUACUGGCAGGAUUUGUUGGUAAUACUGGACAAGAACUAGGAUUAAAAUAUUUGGAAAAUGGCGCCAAACCAUUAUUGUUGUUGUUACCAGCUGGACCCACCCACGAGGUUCUUAAGAAGUUUGUACGAAGAACCGUGUAUGCUAAUGCAAUUAAUGACGGUAUUGUUCCCUUGCGAACUUCUUCAUUAUUGUUUUUGGAUUAUAAAGGCUUGGCGGAAAUUAUCAACUCAGAAGAAUUAGCUCAGAGUGACGAAACAGGGAAAAUCCCCGAAUCAGUGGAACUGGCAAAUAAAUUUCUGGCAGUGCAAACUUUUUUGAGUUAUUUAAUGCCUCAAAAGCAAGCUAGCGAAGAAUAUAGACGAUUUCAAACUCAAGAUGAUAAAGUGGUGGAGACCAAUAAAUCAGAUGGAAAGUCUAUUCCCAACUCGACCUUUCUUGAUUCUGCAGCUUCUUUAAUUUUGCCACCACUUCCUUCGAUGAAGUAUAUUGUGGAUCCUUCGACCAGAGAAAAUAUUGUAAUUCACGACAAAGUGUAUUAUGAGAAAGACUUGCCAGAGAGGGAUCUUGAUGUUGAAUUAGAUUCAUUUGAAUGGCUUGAAGAAGAAAUUGCUCGAGAAUAUCAUAAAAACAUGGGAUGGAGAAAAGUAGUUGUUAAGAUGAAACCAGAUGCCCAUAAUAAUAUUAUAGUACGUAGGAGAUUUGCUAAUGCUUAUGGAUGGCCAGUUAUUCAACAUUUGGUGGAAAACCAUUUUGGCCCUAACAGAACUGUUGAUUUGAAACUGAUUGACAGUUCCAUCAUGGAUCUGGUGAGUACUGAUUCGUUAGAUGAAGAAAAUGGGUUGACAAGAAUCAUAUCAAGAGAUUUAAUUAGCAGACAGAAUAAAGAGAUUGAUGAGAAUGUAACUGAAGAACAAAGACUCGAAGAUUAUCCUCACGAGUGGAUUAAUUCUGAGCAUAAUGGCGACUCAAUGUUUGCUGUGGGUGUUACAGGGCUAUUAGGAGAGGUUGCCGAUAUGGUUGGAGGAUUUAGAGAUCAGAUUACAAAAUACAGCUUAAACCCUCCAACUUUACCAAUCAUCGGAGAGAUUCCACUCCCUGCAGCUCUAAUGGCACCUACUAAUACAAAUAAUGGGAAUACGAAAUCAGAGGAAGAAUUGAAUAAAGACUUGAAACUAUCUAAUAAUGGGGUAAUGAAUGAUUUUAUAUAG
Candida dubliniensis CD36 is the source of this 2253-nucleotide messenger RNA. Its product is annotated as putative lipase. The record is from RefSeq and is a predicted model, not a curated record. The coding region runs from base 1 to 2253 and encodes 750 amino acids. Gene Ontology annotation, molecular function: monoacylglycerol lipase activity. The transcript has a single exon. Lineage: Eukaryota; Fungi; Ascomycota; Pichiomycetes; Serinales; Debaryomycetaceae.